AACAUGGGCUUCGACAUUCUUUCCCGUAAUCGUUGAACGCAGCGUUUCAUAUUCAUCGCUAUUUGCCAUCACGUUACCUCACGCUAACCGCAUCUCUUCGCCAAAAGAAAAAAACAAAUCAUCAGUUUCCUGAGCCAGGCCAAGACUCUCUUCUUCCCCGAUUUUCUCCAUUUCUUACCUCUCCGAUUAUCCCAAUCCGUCACAACCUUGAACUUCUGUACGUUCGUUUCUUCUCCUCUUUUGUUGCUAACUGUCCUCAAGGUCCUCUCGCUGCUGUUGAUCACCAAUGGAGUGGGGUAACGUGACAGCGGAAGACUUAAUCGACGCACUCCGCGAAGUCGACUGGUCAUCGCCGCCGCGCCCUCUGGCGGAGUUCUUCUCUAGAUUCACCGUCCCUAAAUCCUCCGCCGCAUGGAACAGCCGCCUCAAAUGCAAUCUCUACUACUAUCGGACGAAUUACUUCAUUAUGAUCGUUCUAAUUCUCGGUCUCGGUUUUCUCAGAAGGCCUCUUUCUAUUGUGGCGGCUCUUUCCACCGCUCUUUGCUUCGCUUUUCUGAAUGACAGCUUUGCAGGGACCUUCAGUGAGAAAGUAACAAGAACUGUGAGGCAAUUCUCUCCGCAUUUAGCUGCAAAGAUGCGUCCUCCUUUCACACCUGUCAUUCGUGGGCGCCGAUCUGCUAAGAGAUCGAUAUACAUAUGUGGCCAGCCUCGUUCAGCGUUUGUUGCAGCAGCUUCACUUGUGAGUUUCUUCCUUUGGUAUGUCUCAUGUGGGCUCCUCACUCUCUCGUGGGCGCUCGCCAUUGGAAUUCUUGCCACUAUAAUUCAUGCUAGCUCUAGAACACCUAAUCUCAAAGCCCGACUCAACACAUUCAGAGAGGAAUUCCGGCAUGUCUGGCGCAACCACAAUGUUCUGUAGCUUAUAGCUGGGAGUUAAGGAUGUGAGUAAUUAUGUCUGCUUGUUCUCUCUCUCUCUCUCUCUCUCUCUCUUAUGGCUCCCUGUGUGUCAUUUUGAGUUACUGGCUGGUCUCAUUGCAUUCUGGAUGUUGGGAGGUACUGGAGAGUGGCUAUAAAAGUGAUGGCUAUCCCAUGAUUGCGAUUUGGAUUAGAUCUUUUGGUUGUGUAUUUGGCGAACUGAAAUUUGCAAUAGCUUGGAGCUAAACAGAUGUGUAGUUUUAUGUUGACUCUUCUGACAGAUGUGUAGUUUUAUGUUGACUCUUCUGAUGGUAUUGUAUGCAUCUGAAAGUGCAGCAAAAUGAUGCAAUCUCAUGUAUUUCAAGGUAGGAAAUUUUUGAAAAUGUACUCUUGAAAAGUGGGUCCAUAUGACAUUAUGACCAAAUGUCUUUUCUUUUCCCCUUUUUUUGGCACUAUUGCACUCAACCGAACAAUGGCUUUUGCAAAUACAUCUCAAUAGCAUAUGCGGUAGAGACGAAUAUCAUUAAAUUUCCUAAUGUCAUUGAAUGUCAGGUAUUCCUGGUAUUACAUUUUGCUCUCUAAACUAGGCAGGCACCAGCGCUCAUAUCCCACAUGAACUCACUGACUUAGGCAGCCGAGAACAGCGUUGUUUGAUUUUCGAGUUAACCUGUAAUUUGUUUUGACCAUGCAGAGCCGCUUUUGUUGAAUAUGAAGCUCGUUCUGUUGCUGCUGCUAACUGGUAUGCAAAAUCUCAGCUGAAGGUUUGCCGAAUUUCUUGCAAGCUCCUGGAAGCAUGUAAUUCCCCAGGCCUCUUCAUUCUGUAAAGCCAACUAUCUAUCACUCUUUAUUGAUUCUUUUUAAGAAAUAGCUUCCAUUUAUAGUCCAUGCGCGAGGGAAGUUCUGAUACAUUAGGAAGCAUGGACCAUUAUUACGGUUAACGGACCUUGUUAAAAGCCUGUUGAUGUCAAGAGAUCAGGCAUGACUUCCGCAUAAAAAGUAUUGAGUAGUGUUUCAAAUUGUAUUAGUUGUUUUCGAACUGUAGUCCUUUACUCCUUUACCCUUGCUCUUUGUUGUAGUUGAUUGAUACAUUGAAAUACCUUAAACUUCAACGAGUGUCAUAUAUAGAAUAGAAUACAGCGUUUGGG
This is a messenger RNA of Linum trigynum, 2057 nucleotides long. The record is from the annotation of a GenBank genome assembly. Lineage: Eukaryota; Viridiplantae; Streptophyta; Magnoliopsida; Malpighiales; Linaceae.